Messenger RNA from Amphiprion ocellaris (clown anemonefish), 10289 nucleotides. RefSeq names its product family with sequence similarity 120C (gene fam120c). The coding region runs from base 1072 to 4179 and encodes 1035 amino acids. The record is from RefSeq and is a predicted model, not a curated record. Lineage: Eukaryota; Metazoa; Chordata; Actinopteri; Pomacentridae. Gene Ontology annotation, cellular component: nucleus. The transcript has 17 exons.
CGCCUUCCCUCCCACUCCACUGGGCCGCGAGGAAGUCGCAAGAUGGCUGAUGUCGCUUGGAAGUAACGUUCCCCUCUGCAACAUGAAGCCGUGAGUGUGGAAGAAAGCGAGGGAGGCACCAUCGGGCUUUUAUUUUUAUUUUCUUUUAGUUACUUUUCUUUUAUUUCGUCAAACAUCCAUCUCAUUCCGCGUCGUGUCCGCCCCGGACUUGUCUUCGGGAGUUGACGCGUCAAAUCACGCCGGGGACCCUGCCAGCAGCUAGCAGCUAACCGCCGUUAGCAAAUACUAGUCCGGCUAGCCAGUCACCGGGCUCUCCGCUCCACACUUUGUUUUUAAUCCACGCUCUGACACCGGCGAGCCAACGGACCGCUGCCGCACACGUGCCGAAACCCGCCGGAGGUAGUUUAAAAAAUACAUGUCAAGGUUUUCAGCUGUCAGAUUGGAAGUAGGAUUUUUCAGGCUGCUCGGCUCAACAUCAUGUCCGCGAACUGGCCGUCCAGCCUGCGGGUUGCUAACUAAUGCGCAGUACCGCAUCUGCUCCAUGUUGCACCGACCAGCAGCUUUUCUAGACACUUCUCGGUAACAUCCAACACCCCGUUGCAUUUCCGUUACUCGCCUCCAACUGCAUUUUUUAAAUCAAAGCUGGUCGUGUGGAAGCCAAAUUAUGGGUGCGGGGAAUGUGUUGAACUUUUUCUGCUGGUAGGUAGGUAGCUACACUGGCCUUGCUGGCAUCUCACUAAACCCCCACCGGGAUGGACACUAAACCGAGCACCCGCGACCAAAACUGAGAAAAUUGGCUCCUCGGUGUCUAAACUAGCUCCAUUAGCUCCACACACACACACACACGCACACGGUUUGCACGGCGGGGACUCGCCUAACUAGUCUCGGCCACGGAGAACUAGUUUCGCGGCAGGUUAACUUAAGUCGUCAGUCACUACACCGGAGACCAGCUAGCUUUGCCCCGAGCGCACAGCUAGCUUCGGUCUCUCCCCACAACACAGCAGCACCACGGCGUACAGGACGUAUUCAGAGCCCGCUCCCGGCCAGACGCACCGGCUCAACAACACCGUCAUGGGAGUGCAGGGCUUUCAAGAGUAUUUAGAGAAGCGGUGUCCCGGGGCCGCAGUCCCGGUGGACCUCCUGAAGCUCGCCCGAACCGCGGCCCGCCAGCCCCCUCACCAUCAUCACCCACACCACCACCCACAUCACCCCGGGCCCAUGCCUCCCCCGCCCCCGCCUGCCAGGAUCCUAAUCGACGCUGACUCCGGCCUGCAGCGGCUCUACGGCGGCUACCAGACGGACUGGGUGUGCGGCGGCGAGUGGAACGCCAUGCUGGGCUACCUGGCCGCCCUCUCCCAGGCCUGCCUGUAUCAGGGGGGCCUGGAGCUGGUCGUGGUUUUCAACGGCACUCUGGGGAAGGAGCGCUGGCCCGAGUGGGCGCGGCGAGCUCAGGGCCAGCGACAGACGGCGCAGCUGAUAGUCAACCACGUCGGCAGCAAGGCCACCCCGCCUCCCCGGGCAUGGUUCCUGCCCCCGGCCUGCCUCAGCCACUGCGUGCGCCUCGCCAUGUUCCGCUUCCGAGUGCGGGUCGUACAGACUUUGGAGGACCACCACCAGGAAGUGCUGUCUCUCUACAGGGACUACGGAUUUGCCGGCCUGAUCGCUCAGGACUCUGAGUUCGCCCUGUGCAACGUACCCGCCUACUUCUCUUCGCACGCGCUCAAACUGAGCUGGAACGGCAAGAACCUGACCACACACCAGUACCUGCUGUCUGAGGCCGCCAGGCAGCUCGGACUCAAGACCCAGCACCUGCCCUGCUUCGCUGCUCUGCUAGGAAAUCAUAUUCUGCCUGAUGAGGACCUGGCUGCCUUCCACUGGAGUCUGCUGGGACCAGAACACCCACUGGCUUCCCUCAAGGUGCGAGCCCAUCAGUUGGUGCUGCCGCCCUGUGAGGUGGUGAUCAAAGCCGUCUCAGAGUACGUCUCCUCCAUCAAAGACCUGGGGAACCUCGACGCCAUCGCCAGAGAUGUCUUCAAACAGUCACAGUCUCGCAUGGAGGACAAGGUGGAGCGAUUCAAGAAAGCUGUGGAGUAUUUCUCAGCCGCCUCCAAACCUCGCUCGCCCAACAUGGGGCCCUCCUCUUUCAUCUUACCUGGGUUUGGACCCACUCCAUUUGGGGGACCACCUGGCCACAUGGGACCGAUGCAGCCUGGAAAGAAUCAGUUCCCUCCCCCCCAGGUUCCGGGGUUAAAGCCACCCUAUCCAAACGCCCCGUACGGACCUGGCUCCGCCCCUCUGUUCCAGACCCCGCAGCCGCCGCCACAGGACUGCAACGACUCGCUAACGGGCAAGAUGGGCUUCUCCGAUUGGUCGGCUCCGUACGAUUCCACUCAGGGGGGAAACCGGCUACCCAAUCAUCACACCGGCACCCAGUCUGGACCUUCCCCAUCUCCUUCCUCAUCAUCGGACGGAGACGAACCCAACGACAGCAACGCAAACCAUUUGACAGACAAGCCCUCUCGGUGGGAGGACCCUGCAGGACGAGGGGGCUCCGCCUCUGGAGACGGUUCCCAAGGCAACGGGAGCGGGUCGAACAUUCCGUCACUGUUGUCUAUGGCGACGCGGAGUCACAUGGACAUAACCACACCCCCUCUGCCUCAGGUCAGUGCUGAGGUUCUUCGUGUAGCUGAACACAGACACAGAAGAGGACUGAUGUACCCCCAGAUUUACCACAUAUUGACCAAGGGAGAGAUGAAGAUGCCAGUGUGUAUAGAGGAUGAGUGUAACUCCGAGCUGCCUCCUGCCUCCCUGCUGUUCCGAGCUGCCCGGCAGUAUGCCUACGGCGUCCUCUUCAGCCUGGCCGAAACACACCGCCGCCUGGAGAGGCUCGCCCUCCGCAAGAGGGCUCCCCUGGAAGUUCCUCCAGUGAUUGUUAAGGAGUGGAGCAGCGGGAAGGCCAAGUCGGCCCUGACACCGGAGCUGGUUCCGGCUCUGUGUUUCCGGGAGUGGACCUGCCCCAACCUGCGGCGCCUCUGGUUGGGUCGUGCCAGCGAGGACCGCUCCAGGAGAACCAGGGCCUUCCUGGCCUGCCUCCGCUCCGACUGCCCAGCCCUCCUCAACCCAGCACAGGUUCCCCAGCAUCUGCUGCUCAUGUGCUGUGUGCUCAGGUAUAUGAUGCAGUGGCCUGGAGGACGGAUCCUCCAGAGACAUGAGCUCGAUGCCUUCCUGGCCCAGGCUGUUUCCAGUCAGCUCUACGAACCCGACCAGCUACAGGAGCUCAAGGUGGAGAAGGUGGAUGCCCGCGGUGUGCAGCUGGCUGCCCUCUUCAUGGCAGGCGUCGACACGGCGCUCUUCAUCAAUGAUGUCUGCGGCCAGCCGUUACCGUGGGAACACUGCUGCCCCUGGGGCUUCUUCGACGGCAAACUGUUCCAGAGCAAGCUGGCCCGAGCUGCCCGAGACCGAGCCGCCCUGCUGGACAUGUGCGAGGGGCAGGAGGAGCUGGUUUCCAAGGUGGAGAAGAUGCGUCAGGCCAUCCUAGAGGGCAUAAACCUGUCCCGCCCGCCUCCUCCUCCCCCUCCCCUGCCGCCUCCUGCCUUCCUGCCCCCUGCCAUGGUGCCCCCUUUCUACCCCAUGCCUCCUCUGUACCCGCCUCGUCCGAUGGGCGGCAUGCCUCCUCAUCAUCACCCUCAUCAUCCACAGCACAGACCCAGAGCCUUCCCAGGCAUCCAGUCCAUCCCCCCUCAGGGAGGGAAGCUGGAGAUCGCUGGCAUGGUGGUGGGCCAGUGGGCUGGGAACAAACCAGUCCGUGGGAGAGGGGGCUUCAACAUGCAGGUGGUGUCAGUGGGAGCAGGGAAAGGAAGGGGUAAAGAGAUUCCAGCGAAAGUCAGAGGAGGGAAAAAGCCAGCUGCCAACAGAACACAGAUGUUGUCAUCCCCCACAUCCAGCAGUCCCCCAAAGCCCUCAGAGGAGGCGGGCUCCAUGCCAGAAGUUGCAACGCAGCAGCUGAACGGCAGCUCGGCAGCCUCCGCCAUCGGCCAGCCCUCGGAGCUGGCCCCCCUGGCCCAGCCAAUCCCGUGUGCCUUAGCCAGCAGAGACAACCAAUCAGAGGGGGUGGAAGUGGAGGCCCCCUGUUGCCUUGACGACUGCCCGUCAGACGGAGCGCUACAGAAGGAGGAGUAACCGCGUCCUCCCCAGGACGCGUUGCUCUGAGAGAGUUAUCUGUGUUCGACUGCCUUUCCCUGUUUUUGUAGCCCUGUCCGCUAGCUGUGCACUUGAACCCACGGAGCAGCGAGGCGUCGCCUCGUCCGCCCGCUGCUCCGUGGGAUCCAUCAGCUAGCUGUUACUCCCUUUUUAGUUUUCUCAUGUGGUUUUACAUUGUUUUAUGAAGAGAGGGUUUCUCCAUGUAAGCGCCCCACCCCUCAAAAAAUCCUAAAAGCCUCCCUCCCGUGCUCAGAGCAAGAUAAGCUUGAAGCCCUGCCCCCAUGACGACCCACCACCCCAUCAAGCCCCGCCCCCUCUCUAGCAAGGGGGGUCUGUACAGUUUGAAUUUCUUAUUUUGUGUUUUUGAUGGUCCCAUUGUUUGAAUCUCUGCACACAGAUGUUAAGCUUGUGGUAACGGUGACAGAUUGGAUGUGGUUUCCAUGGUUACAGCAGCUCGGCCCGGUCGUCAUGGUCGGUCGUCGUGUGUUGAUGUGGUUUGUUGUUGCCAUAGCCAUCUCGUGAGAGUUUUGUCUUACAUGAGUUGAGAGGUGUUCAGAGUGCGACCCGCUAACCACAGCGUUAGCAUACGUGCUAGCAGCAAACCCCUUUAGAGACUGAUUGGUUUCUAUCACUGGAGCACCUCUGCACCACCAUGGUUUAGUGUGCUAUCUUACUUUGACCUAUGUAGCAUAGCCUAGUGCUUAGCUGUGCUAAGAGACCCCAUGAGUUUAUGCACCUUAAGCCCUAAAGUAUGCAAGAUUUUACCCGCUCCUCAAAAAAAGUGCAUUAUUAUGUUAUUGUCCCUUCCCUCGCGUCCCUUUGUCCCAAAGCUUUGAUUGUAUUUUCCCCAAACAGAAGCACUUAAUGUUGUAUUUAAAUAUAAUGAAUUAAAAGCCCCUAUACAGUUGAAUUGACAGUGUGUGAGGGGUGUCCCCGCGCCUGAGGAAAUCAGUAUGACAUGUAGAACUACAUUUAAAGGUAGAGAUCUAUUCAAGAGACGUCAGAAUGUGAACAGAGUGGUUUCAGACAAAGAAGCACUUUGUUUUAAAAAUGUUAAACCACACUGGACAGUCCUCUACCUGGUGAUAAAGAAACGAGAAACUCUGAGGCACCAUCUUGAGUUAAGGCCAAAAAGUAAAGAACGAUGCUGCCCAGGAACAGAUGAAAAGAACGGAGAGGUUUGGUGGCUGCUGCCAGGCAGAGUCCCUCCAGACUGGACUCACGUUCUACCAGGAACUUUGCAAUGAAGCCAACAGGAGUCUUGAUGGUUCUCAUCAGGGCCUCCUGGGAAUCAUUUCAGAUUUCUAAAAACUUACUUCCAAAGUGUAUUUUUGUACGGCUCGCCGCCUGAGGCAGCCUUGAUGUAAAAGGGGUGUGGCAGCGAAGCCUCGAAGACCCUCCACCCUCAGGUGGAGGUAGAGCAGCUGUUGUCGUUACGAUUGCCCAAACGCCGAGAGCUGUUGCCCCACAGAGCUCCGGUGUGUCACUUUAGACUAGCAGGAAGCACUUCCCUGCCCUGAAGCUCCGCCCACACGGCAGAGACUUCACGGCCGGAUCACAUGACAGGAGAGAGGGAGGCCUCGCGGACCUGAGAGUGCCGCUCAUAAUCUGAGACUUCUAAGAUACUGAUAUGUUUUAUUAGAGCACUUAUGUUUGUAGAGAAUGAAAUGUGUCCCCCACAGUAGGUCUCAUCUGACAACGGAAACACACGUAUGUACUUUCUUACCGUUACUGGUAGCACAACUGCAGACGUAGACGCAGUAGAGCGACAGAUACAGCCUGAGAGAUGCUGGCCAUGAACAUUGGAAUCUCUAUAAACUUACCGAGAGGUCGAAAUGAACUCAUUAUACGUGAAAGAAAAGAGAAAAAGGCAAGUCAACAAGAAGCACCUUAUUUUCUUACUAUGUUGAUGACUUGUGCUCUAUCAUGUGCCACAGAAAAUUGACAUGGAAAUGCUCCGACUAAACGCCGUUGUGAAGGAAAACAAACCCUGACUAUAUAUGUAAGUGUUAAUGUAGUCACGUCAGACAUCCCCUCUGUUCUGAACUCAACCAUUACAGUGACACGCUGACCGCUGACCUGGCCGUGAGCGUAGGCCUACGCUCACCAGUGCCGGGCCGCCGCCGUCUCUUACACCAACACCAAACGAAAUCAGAGGUUGGGACUUGUUAGCCGUUUAUUGGUAGGGAGUAAUGAGCGUACGAGUGCUGUAGGUGUUUCUAGGUUAAGAGUAGGUCGCAGCGUCGGGGCUUAACACAGGACUGUAAAACACAGACACCAAGACUAGGCUAGAGAAUAUAGCUCCACUGGCCGAGAUACUAAGUCUAGAAUUACUAGGAGUCAUAUACUUAACUGCUUUCAACUUUUGACAUUAGUACAAAUAUGUGUAUCGCAGCCGUACGUUGUUAGAAGAUGGCUUUUUUCUGCGGCGAGCCAGAGUGUGAUCUGGUAAACGAUGCCCUCUCUCGAUUCGCUCGCCAGAUAACAGUUACACACAUAUACGCAUAAACACACACUAGACACACACACAGACAGGAAUCAGUUGCAUUUGUUACCAGCAGCAUUCUCUCUGCUUUCGUGCUGAAGUGAUUUUGUGCAGUUCCCAGUGGAGUGUGGUCGUCAGUUCAUCGGAGAUCAUUUGGUAACACUUUCUACUGACUGUCAGGUCCCACGUUCACAGAGUUUGCAUGGACGGAUUAAAAACAACACAUCAUCCACACACAAACACACACACAUACAUAGAUGUUAAAAUCCUGAGUUACACAGUAGCUAGUAUGGGAAAAAAGUCAACACAACACAUGAUGUUAGUGUCCCUCUUUUGUCCUUGUCUGUUUUAGUUCGAUAGGUAUUUGAUCAGUGAUUUUUAUGCUUGUUACCCUAACCCCCCCCACACGACACACACACCGCUAGGACACUUUCUCUCGCCUCCCCUCCCGUCAUUCACUUCUUUGCUACUCCACACAAACACACACAACAACAACAUAUAUAUGGAACACACAGGUUUCCCCUCCUCACCCGUCCUGUACUUCUGCCUCUAGCCCUUUAGGACCGUUUCUAUUGGCCGUUUUUUCUCUUCUCUCUUCGGGCUGCCCCGCCCCCUUUAAUCAAACCCGACUAACAGUAAAGGUUAUAUUAACGUUGAUAAUCAGUUUCUGUAUGUAUCUAGCCAGAGUGGAUAAAAAAAUUUCAAGACAAAAAAAAAAAAUCAAAAACUGUUUUAUUCAAUUGUGCAAAUGUGUUUUUUCUUACUAUUUUUAAUGUUAUUACAUCUUCUAAUCUAAUCCUUCUACCAUUGCUUCAGUUAGUACUGAAAUACGCUUAGCCAACCUAGAGAUUUGAACUGUAACGAUUGCCAGUUUCCUUACCUGUAUUUUAUAUGGCAUCUUUAGACCACUUCACCGUUUAUUAUGUACGUAAGUAAAUAUUGCCCGUUUUUUCGAAUUGAAAAUCGUCGUCUGCACUAUGUUUGAUUCUCAUAAUAUCCCCCCGAUAACGAGUUUUUCUUUUACUCGAUCGAAGCUGAACUCUUGCACAAAGCAGCGAAGCGUCUUUCGUCAACACCUGAGAACCAAAGUUACACCCGGCAUCCCCCUCCUCCGAAAACCCCGUAGUUCCUCCCCAAAGACCCGACGGUUCGCCCCGAUGGUUCGCCCCGAUGGUCCUAUAUAUAACCACAUUACAGCACAUGUGAUUUAUCUGACGAGUCUGUGAGGUAACGCUGUUUUUAGUUCAUUCUUUUUGUUGUUUUUGACACUGUGGUUGUCGUGGAGACAGACAGGGACGGCGAGCGAGCGGACGAGUAGCGCAGGUUUGGAUUCGUGUUUGUCGUCGCUUCACUCGUUGGUUCCUCGUCGACUGAAUUUAGGUGGAACCGCUGCACUCGUACACACCGCCGGGGCUUCAGCGACUCUUUUUGCAUUUUUCUUACGUGUUACCGUUGUGCUCUCAAACUUGCCUUUAACUCCCCGACUCGAACCCGACCGAGUUUCUUUAUACUGACUGAGGGCAUGAGGCUGGUUUAAGUGGCGGAAUUUUCCUCAAAACGCACAUCUGAGACCGACAGGAUUCAACUGUUGUCAACUAUUUUGACGAUUAGUUUGAGAUAAAACGUCCAAAUUCUCAGAUUUCAGGAUUUUAAAAUGUGUUUUCUGAAUUCUUGCCAGUUUUUUUGGGAAAAAAAAUGAAAGUCUUUGGGUUUCGGAUCAAACAAGACAUUUUGGGAAACCAAUCUCAUCAUUUUCUGGCAUUUUACAGAACAAACAGCUAAAAAUUGAAGUUAAUCCUGCAGAUAGUUAAGCUCUUCAGCUUCUGUACUGUUUAAAACUGAGAAAAAUAAGAGAAAAUCAACAGACUGCUUUCACAUUUGCAGCUGCUUAGCUUAGCGUAGCUUAGCAUGAAAACCGGAAACAAAUCCUGCCCAAAGAGAAAACUAAAUCUGUCUGCCCUGUUUAAAUUGAAAAAUAAUUAAAUAACAAUCAGAAGACAAUAAUAAAAGAAGAGAAAAUCAACAGACUGCUUAAAGUAAAUGUAAAGCUGCAGCUAGUUAGCAUAGCGUAGCAUAAAAACUGGAAACAAACUCUGCCCAAAGAGAAAAGAAAAUCUCUGCCCUGUUUAAACUGUGAAAAUAAUUUAAGAAUUAAUCAACAAAAUUAACAGCCUGCUUAAAAUAAAUCCAAAACUGCAGCCGCUUAGCGUAGCGUAGCAUAAAAACUAGAAACAAAUCCUGGCCAACAGUUUGAUCAAUUAAGAAUUAUUUAGAAGACAAUAAAAAUAAACCUUUUGAAGACUGCUUCAGUGAUUUCUUAAGCUCUGGUUUUCAUCUAUAGAUCUGUAAGAAUUCGUUGAUUGAUUGAAAACUAUUGAAAAUUUUCUGAUUCCAGGUUCUCAAUGUGGAAAUUUCAUAGAUUUUUUUUAGAUUAUUGAAUAAAAGUUAAGCUCUAAAGAGCAGUAAGGAUUCAUCGAUGGAUUAAAAAAUUUGACUGGGCAUUUUUGACUGUUGGUUGAAUUAAACAAACCGGUUGUUUUCUGACACUUUAUGCCAAAAUGAUAAUCAGUAAUCCAAAUAAUUGACAGUUGGAGCUGUGUUUUCUUUUUCUUAUACAACUUUAAACUGAAAAUCUGUUGCUGGGACAAGAACUAGUGGGUCACAGACAUUCUUUUUGCACCAAACAAUCUAAUUAUUGUGGAAAUUAAGACUAAAAGUUGUUAAAUUGAAAUCAAGAGCACACAAGUCACUUUUAUCAUCCAGACAAGUUCAUUUUUAGAGUCUUUAGGUCUUUGCCGACGCGUCUUGAGGAAAAUCCCGUCUCUGAGCCGUUGAAAGCUUCCCACCUCGCCGCCCACAAACACGGGAGCAUCUCCGAAGAGCUCGACAGCGUCAGGAGAACCAGAAGCCCCAGAACACGAGUGAAGUGUGUCGUAUUGUAGAAGUGAAGCAGUAUUAUUGUCUGUCGUACAGAAUGUGGAGGAAGGAGUCAGCGGUCGUAUCCUGAUCCGUUAGCGGGACGCUCACAGCAUUUAUGUCCCAUUUAAGGACCCUAAUUUCUGUCUGUCUCUCUCUACACUGCCACUCCCCCCCUCAACAGCCCUCCAAGCUCCAGUAAAAACCCCCCAAAUACCCCCGCAGCCCCGCCGCCCCCUAGUGGCCGAGUCCCCGUCAGGUUCAUCACUGUGGGCCGUUUUUCUCCUCAGCAACAUGUUUCCCCCCGAAAGCAUCAGAACCACCAAUAAAAAACUACCUGUGCAGUGAAAAAUAAGGGUUAAAAUUUAUCCAUAAUACUGUUGUUAUAGAAAUAUUAUCAUCAUUAUUGCUGUUAUAAUUAUGGUUGGUAUAAUUUGUCAUCAUUGUUAGCAUUAUGGAAGCACCAGACGGUUUGUGGAAGGGUGAGAAAAAGAAAGCUCUUUUUUUUUGUUUUUUUUUCUUCUAUGUUUUUUUUUAUUUUAAAUUUGUCUGGCUGUUGGUGGUCUGAUCUCACAGAGGGAGGGGAGGAAAGGUUCAGAAAGAGACAAAGAUGGCAGUCAUGUUUGUACUGGUUGGGAAAUGACUUACAGUGCUGAAAUAAAAUUUAUUCUUUUAGUAAAAAAAAGGA